UUCCCACCCCAAACCUCAAGAACUCAGAAGAGUUUCAAAAAAAUGUCUGAAUCGCACAAGAUAAAAAGAGAGCUGCCUCUUCUGUACACUAAAUACACAAGCUUUCAUCCAUUUCCAAAACACAAAAACCAAACAUGAAGUCUCCAAUUACAUCCUUAGCUUAUAUUUUUAUUUUCUUGUCGGCAUGGGUAGCUUCUGCUUGCAACCAUGAAGAUUUUCUCGACUGUCUUUCUAUUCAUUCUCCCAACAGUUCUCCGAUUUCAAAUAUUAUUUACACUCCAACGGAUCCUUCAUACUCUUCGGUUUUGAACUUCUCAAUCCAAAACCAAAGAUUUUUGGGUGCCAAAACUCCAAAGCCUCAAAUAAUUGUGACGCCGUUGGAAGCUUCCCACAUUCAAGCAUCUGUCAUUUGCGCCAAAAAUAAUGGCUUCCAAAUACGAACACGAAGCGGUGGCCAUGAUUACGAGGGACUUUCCUAUGUCUCCGAUGUUCCUUUUGUUCUUGUUGAUUUGACGAACAUUCGGUCAAUCGACGUCGAUGUGGAACAAAACGUUGCAUGGGUGCAAUCCGGAGCCACCAUCGGUGAACUCUACUACAGAAUUGCAGAGAAAAGCAAAACCCUAGGGUUCCCAGCUGGACUUUGCCCGACAGUCGGCAUUGGUGGUCACUUCAGCGGUGGUGGUUAUGGUUUGAUGCUACGAAAGUAUGGCCUUGCUGCAGAUAAUGUGAUCGAUGCUUAUUUCAUUGAUGUAAACGGUGAGCUCCAUGAUCGAAAAUCAAUGGGGGAAGAUGUAUUUUGGGCCAUCAGAGGAGGAGGAGCAAGUUUUGGAAUUAUUCUUGCAUGGAAAGUAAAGCUUGUCCUGGUUCCACCGGUGGUGACUGUUUUCUCAAUCACAAGAAACUUGAAACAAAAUGCCACCAAUCUAGUCCACCGAUGGCAAUACGUCGCAAACAAACAAGAUGACAGACUUAUCAUCAGAGCCGUAUUAGGCGUCACGAACUCAAAGAAUCAUCAAAAUGGCAAAAGAACAGUGAAAGCAAAUUUCAACUCCUUGUUCCUUGGAAAAGUUGGAGAGCUUCUUCCCAUAAUGCAAAAUACUUUCCCCGAGCUAGGAUUGAAGAAAGAAGAUUGUAUAGAAAUGAGUUGGAUUGAAUCUGUUCUCUAUUUUUCUGACUUCCCUAGAGAGCAACCAUUAAAUGUCCUUAUCGAUAGGAAUUUAGCUCUCAAAGGCAUCUUCAAAGGCAAAUCGGACUAUAUAAAUCAGCCGAUCCCUAAAGCUGGGCUAGAGGGUUUAUGGGAAUUGCUCAUCAAUGAUGAAGUUGAAUUCGUACGAAUGCAUCUUGUCCCUUAUGGUGGAAAGAUGAACGAGAUUUCUGAAGCAGACAUUCCUUUUCCACAUAGAGCUGAAAAUCUUUACAUGAUUCAUUAUGUGGUGUCUUGGACAGAAGUUGGAGAUAGUGAACAAAGACAUAUAAGUUGGAUCCGUAAGCUUUAUAGAUAUAUGACUCCUUUUGUUUCAAAAAAUCCAAGAGCUGCGUAUUUCAAUUACCGAGAUCUAGAUAUUGGAACAAACAACAAAGAUGGGAACACGAACUAUGAAAAAGCAAGUAUAUGGGGAGCAAAAUACUACAAGGAUAAUUUUAAGAGGCUGGUGAGUAUAAAAACUAAGGUUGAUCCUUCUAAUUUUUUUAGGAAUGAGCAAAGCAUUCCUUCUCUUUUUCCAUGGUGGAAGGGAGGGGGACAUGAGACGUUUUGAGAUAUUUUGAGAUAUGAUUGAAAGAAACCCAGCCAAUUAAACGGAUGUAUACUCCUACUUUCGUUUUUAGUUUAUAACUUAAUAAAAUUGUUAUUUUUGCAUUA
Momordica charantia (bitter melon) is the source of this 1861-nucleotide messenger RNA. The record is from RefSeq and is a predicted model, not a curated record. Lineage: Eukaryota; Viridiplantae; Streptophyta; Magnoliopsida; Cucurbitales; Cucurbitaceae.